AUGCGUUUCUCUACCGUAUUUGCGGCCAUUCUCGUGGCUGGAGCCGCAGCCCAUCCUGGCCACGACCUCAGCGAAGAGAUUGCUGAACGACGCGCUUUCAAGCGUGUCACACGCCGCCAUGGCCUCAGCCACUGUGCUGCCAAGCUGGAGGCUCGUGGAAUUGAAAAGCGCAACCUGAUGCGCCGUGCUGCCGUUGCCAACCUGAAGAAGCGCGACUUGGAGACGGAUCUCGCUACGGAUCACAACAACACUUCGAAUGGUUACAGCAUUUGUUCCCCUGCCAGCUCCCUUUUUGCCAGCAACAAUUCUUGUAUCUUGACCCCGGAGGUCACCAAUGGUCCUUACUAUGUCUCCGGCGAGUAUGUUCGCCGAGACAUUGGUGAGGAGCAGACCGGUGUCGCCAUCACUCUCGACUACCAAGUCGUCGACGUUGACACCUGCGAGCCUGUUCCCAACGUGUUUGUUGAGAUCUGGCACUGCAAUGCUACCGGAGUUUAUUCCGGAGUUGGCGGUGGUCAAGGUGGUCUUGACACCACCUGGCUCCGUGGCCUUCAGGAAACAGAUGAGGAUGGUGUUGUACAAUUUGAGAGCAUUUUCCCUGGUCAUUACACUGGCCGCGCCACCCACAUUCACGUUAUGGUCCACGCAAACGCUACUCUUUUAUCCAACAACACCAUCGGUCACGACAACACCGCCAUGCACGUCGAGGCUACAUCGCCCUACACUCUCAACGAACAGGAGUUGACUGAGAACGCCGACGAUGAUAUUCUUGCAGAGGAGGCUAGCACUGAUGGUGUCGAUCCAUUGAUGUCAUACACGCUUCUCGAAUCAUUUGUUUCUUACGGCCUCUUCGCUUGGCUAUCCUUCGGCGUCAACACAACAUAUGCCAACCAGGCGGGAGCUGCUGCACUCUACUACGAGGGUGGAGGUGUUGCUAACGAAGACGGUCCUCCCGCCCAAGGUCCUGAGUGA
This is a messenger RNA of Ilyonectria robusta, 972 nucleotides long. Its product is annotated as Intradiol ring-cleavage dioxygenase. The record is from RefSeq and is a predicted model, not a curated record. The transcript has 3 exons. Gene Ontology annotation, molecular function: ferric iron binding; oxidoreductase activity, acting on single donors with incorporation of molecular oxygen, incorporation of two atoms of oxygen. Bases 1 to 972 code for a protein of 323 amino acids. NCBI's taxonomy places the organism in Eukaryota, Fungi, Ascomycota, Sordariomycetes, Hypocreales, Nectriaceae.